Messenger RNA from Trichosporon asahii var. asahii CBS 2479, 4872 nucleotides. Its product is annotated as ATP-binding cassette (ABC) transporter. Gene Ontology annotation, molecular function: ABC-type peptide transporter activity; ATP hydrolysis activity; ATP binding. The record is from RefSeq and is a predicted model, not a curated record. Gene Ontology annotation, cellular component: fungal-type vacuole membrane; fungal-type vacuole. Gene Ontology annotation, biological process: transmembrane transport. Bases 1 to 4872 code for a protein of 1623 amino acids. Lineage: Eukaryota; Fungi; Basidiomycota; Tremellomycetes; Trichosporonales; Trichosporonaceae. The transcript has 9 exons.
AUGUCGUGCCCGUCGGUCUGGGAUGGAGUCGACUUCUCAGCGUGCUUUCGCGAGAAGUACAUCGAGAAUUCGCCGCUUGUCCUGACCGCAUUCGGCGCGGCUGUCGUUGUCCUCUGCUGUCGCAAGCGCCCAUUCCAGAGCUUCUCGACCAAUGACCUCGUGUCCCCCAAUGGCGACAAUAUCUCGCGCUUAGAGGCCGAUGUCCUUAUGGCGACGGUAGCUGAGACGGUCCUUCCUCCUCUAGACAGGGCUGUGGAAGCCUCGGAACCUACGCCCCUACCUCCCAAGGAAGCGGACAAGAUCGUGAACGACUUUCGACGCACCACCACUAAGAGCUCGCGCAACUGGGACUUUGUCUACCGUUCAGCGUCUGUCAUCGGUGCCGCGGCAUGGUGUUUAGCUCAAGGCGCCGCUGUCACCUGGAGCCAGGAGGAUGGCCGUGCAUUGGUUUUCCCUGUCUUUGUUUUCAUCGCCUCCCUCGUCGCUCUUCGCCGGCCUGGCCUUCCCCUCCUCCCCCUUAUCACACUCGACCUCAUUCCGGCCCUCCUCCUUUUCCGCAGCGAUGCCAUCCGCGGCGCAUCGUAUCUCAUCCUCGCACCGACAUGCGUCCAGCUGCUCUACUGGUGUACGCUUAUGUGCAUCCCAUACUAUGAUAAGCUGGAUCGCAUUCUUGAUGGCGCCGUGAGCCACGGUGGAAUCGACGCACCCCCACUGGCCCGGCACAUUGAGGAGCCCACGAGCGCCAUGUCUAGGGGAACUUACUGGUUCAUCAUACCGUUCCUCUGGAAAUACUACUGGCGGCCCAUCAGGCAGGACGAGAUCCCCGCCAUCAGGGAAGACGACGGAGCUGCAGCCAGUCUGGGAAGCUUCCGUAAAUUCCAGGCGAGGAAGGACACGCAGUACGCCAUCAAGUACGAAGGCGGGGUUCGCCGGAAGAAUCUCGGUCGUGAUCUUGUCGGUUUCUUCUGGCCACAGCUGGUGGCGCAAGUGUGCUGGGCUCUGCUCUUCACGGUAUUGCAGUACCUUCCCCCUUUGGGACUCAGGCUGCUCCUGCGGUUCAUCACGGAGCGGGAAACUCGCAAUCUGCCGGACCAUAUGGCGUACAUCUACAUCUUUAUGAUGGUCCUCGGCCAAAGUGUUGGAUUCGCUGUCUACGGGCAGGCCCUUAUGAUCGGUCGUCGAAUUUGCGUUCGAAUGCGUGCGCUGAUUGUCGGCGAGGUCUUCACCAAGGCUCUUCGGCGGGAAGACAGAUCCGGGACAGUGAAGAAAGCCCAGACAACCAAGGCUGCAGGAGAGAGCACGGAGGAUGAAGCCACGGAGCAGUCUUCGACGGACGGAAGAAUCGCUAACCUGGUAUCGGUCGACGCCUUUCUAAUCUCUGAAGUCUGCGCCUACAGCUUCUACCUGGUGUCAACCCCCUUCGCGAUUAUCCUCAAUGUGGCCCUGCUGUACCACACGCUUGGCCAGUCCGCCAUCGCCGGCAUUGCGAUGCUGAUCCUGCUUAUACCUGCUCAGACGAUCAUGGCCAAACUCAUGACAGUGUACCAGCACAAGCUUCUCGCAGCCACGGACAAGCGUCUCGAAGAUGCCACAGAAGUCAUCAACUUCAUCAAGCUUUUGAAGUUCAACUCGUGGCAGGACAAAUUCUACGAGCGCAUGAAGAUUAGCCGUCGCAGCGAGCUCUUUGCGCUCAGCAAGUUGUUCGCACUUACCGUCGCUGGACAGGUCCUCGCAUGGGGUACUCCCGUUCUCGUCACUGGUGCGGCUUUCGGUUGGCAAGUGCUGGUGGUCAAGGAACCGCUCACUGCGGAGAUUGCUUGGGCGUCACUCAUUCUCCUCAACAUGCUCCGUGAUCCCGUCGCCAUCUUGCAGGACACCAUCACCCAGUUUGUUCGCGCAUACACGUCCUGCAACCGUCUUUCGAAGCCGGGACCCUCGGACCCGACCAUUGGUUUCCGCGACGCAAUCUUUGCCUACCCAACCAUGGAGGAGGAAUUCAGUACGACUGAGGACGGGGAGGUCAGCGAUGUGCAGCCUUUCCGCCUCGGACAGCUUGACCUCAACUUCCCCACUGGCCAGCUCUCUCUCAUUACCGGACCUGUCGGGUCUGGCAAGUCUACCCUGAUCCUGUCUCUCCUGGGCGAGACUGUACUCCUUCAAGGCAAAGUCUUCAUGCCUGACGACCACGCAAAUCGCGACAUCUGUCCGAUAGACCCACAGACAGGUCUCGCCGACACUGUCGCCUACUGCGCUCAAACGCCCUGGCUCGUCGGCGCCUCUAUCAGGGACAACAUCACCUUUGGAGCGCCUUGGAAUCGUUCUCGGUAUGAUAGAGUUGUCGACUGCUGCGCACUUCGCCGUGAUUUCGAAAUCUUCGAACUUGGAGACCUCACGGAGGUGGGCGAAAAAGGCACGACUUGUUCGGGUGGCCAGAAAGCACGUAUCGCGCUCGCUCGCGCACUGUAUUCUUCUUCCAAGACGAUUAUUCUCGACGACGUUCUCUCUGCCGUUGACGCUCAAACGGCUCGCCACAUAUACAAGAAUGUUCUGCAGGGAUCCCUUAUGAAGGGUCGAACUUGCAUUCUCGUCACCCACGCCGUUUCGUUGUGUCUUCCCGCAGCCGCUUUCGUCGUCAUGCUUGAUGAUGGUCAAGUCGCUGCUAGCGGCACACCUUCCGAGCUCGCGGCCUCCGGCACACUCUCCGCUGAAGAUCUGGAAGACUCCAUUGCCGAUGAUGAUGUGGAGACCGCCGUCCAAGCGGGCACAAGUGCGUUCAGUAGGCUUACAGCGACCAUUGAAGACGACCUCGACGGAGCAAAUCACGAUGCUCUCGUUGCCAAGAAGGCCGCAGAUGCUGAUAAAGCCGCGGAGCUCGAGAAUAAAAAAUUGGUGCAGGCCGAGACCUCAAGUCAAGGAGCCACGAGUCUGCGGACCUACCUCUUGUACUUUAAGUCAAUGGGAGGUCUUCCUUUCUGGCUACUGGCGCUGACCGCUUUGAUCGGAACACAGGUCUUGCAGGUUCUUACCAACGCCUGGGUUCGUGACUGGACAAACGCAAAUGAUCCUUCGCAACGCAUCCAGUCGCUGAAGACGUGGGCGAAAUCGUUCUCAGGUUCAGCUGGCGGUCACUCGACGACGUACUUCAUGGUCGGCUACCUUCUCAUCUCAGCGCUUUACCUCGUUGGCGUUGCCGCGCGUGUCGCUAUCACUUGCUGGGGGUCUCUUCGCGCCUCAAGCAGGCUGUAUCGUGGCAUGCUGAAGCGUCUUCUGAGGGCCACGCUCCGUUUCUUCGACUCGACGCCUAGCGGAAGGAUCAUCAACAGACUGAGCAGAGAUAUGGUGUCAAUUGACCAGCAGUCGGCAGAGAUCAUGACAAACUUCAUCAACUGCGUCUUGUCUUGUGCCGCCGUCCUGGCUGUGGUGACGUACUCGACGCCCUCGUUCGUAUUCUCCCUGGUGGUCAUCCUCGUCCUCUAUUACAUGGUUGGUUCGCUGUACGUCACCACAAACCGUGAGAUCAAGCGGUUCGACUCAGUGACUCGAUCUCCUAUCUUCCAGUCCUUCUCGGAAGCUUUGACAGGCUCUUCGACGAUCAGAGCCUACAGCGACAGCGCCAGAUUUAUUCGCAAGCUGCUCUCGGAGAAUGACACCAACACACGCUGCUUCUGGUAUCUUUGGCAGACGAACCGUGUGCUCAAUAACCUCAGCAACUUUGUUGGUUCGUUGAUCACCGUCUCUGCCUGCGUGCUUGCCCUUCACUCUCCAUCGAUGAGCGCUGGAGAUGCUGGUUUCUCCAUUUCGUACGCCUUGUCGUUCACUGAUUAUGUUCUGUGGGUCGUCAGGAUGUAUGCGGCUGCGGAAAUGUCAAUGAACAGCGUGGAGCGCGUAGCUGAAUACCUCGACCUCGAAGUUGAGGAAGAGGACACCAAGCGGGGCGUCGAGCCUCCUGCGUACUGGCCCACCAAAGACGGGUCCGUUGUUGUCUCAAACCUCACUUGCAAGUACGCGCCUCAACUCGACCCGGUACUCAAAGACGUCUCUUUUACUAUUGGCCCGAAGGAGAAGAUUGGAAUCUGCGGACGCACUGGUUCAGGAAAGAGCACGCUAGCUCUCUCAUUCUUCCGGUUCUUGUACCAAGAGGGCGGCAGUAUCACGAUUGAUGGCCAAAACAUCAGCGACCUGUCCCUGGCAACGUUGCGCUCGCGUCUUACGAUCUUGCCGCAGGAGGCACAACUUUACUCUGGCUCGCUGAGGGAUAACCUCGAUCCGUUCAGGCAGCAUGAAGACGUCGAGAUUUGGGAGGCCCUGCGCCAAUGCGGGCUUGCAGGCCGCACGAGUGCGAAUACAAGUCGGGCCGCCUCUCGAUCGCAGAGCCGUGUGGCAUCCGUCGUCAAUAUGGAUCAGCUCAGGAUGAGUGGGGUCGAUGAGCCCGAGCCUGAGGAGCGAGUGGCCAUCAGGAGUCUCGAUGACCAGGUUGCUGCAGGAGGGAAGAACUUCAGUCAAGGACAGAGGCAACUCCUGGCGCUCGCUCGUGGCCUGCUCAAGCUGCGAACGUCGUCGUUCCUAAUCAUGGACGAGAGCACAGCUAACCUCGAUCACGCAACCGACGCAACAAUUCAGAACGUACUCCGCACUUCGCUUGAGGAUACGCAGAUGUUAGUGAUUGCACAUCGCCUGAUGACGGUCUGUGGUCUGGACAAGAUCCUCGUCCUAGAUCACGGCAGAGUCGUUGAGUUUGGGACGCCUUGGGACCUGUUGCAGGACGAGAGUGGUAUUUUCCGAGACCUCUGCCGUCAGAGCGGUGAAGAGGCCCAACUCUUCGAGCUCGCGAAGUCUGUUCACGAACGGAAACUCGGGAAAGCCUCUGCGUAG